GAGCGGGCGUUGUUACCUCGUCUGCCAUUUUGAUUAGAUGUACUUUGCGCAGUGUAUGGUCUGAACUGGCUCUUAUUUAUAUAUCAUAGUAUUCCGAGUUAAAGCUAUAAUAUUUUAGGAAAAAAUGCUUUCCGCCGCCCAGUUACUCGAUGAGUUAAUGGGCCGAGACAGAAAUUUGGCCCCGGACGAGAAGCGAUCCAACGUACGAUGGGACGACGAGAGCGUCUGCCGAUACUACCUAUGUGGCUUCUGUCCAGCCGAGCUUUUCACAAACACACGCUCUGAUUUGGGCCCUUGUGAGAAAAUCCACGAUGAAAAUCUCAGAAAAAUGUAUGAGAAAAGCUCUCGGUUUAUGAAAGAGGGCUAUGAGCGUGACUUCCUGCGGUAUCUGCAGUCACUCCUGGCAGAAGUGGAACGGCGGAUCCGUAGAGGGCACGCCCGGCUUGCACUUUCCCAGGCUCAGCAGAAUGCAGGGGGACCUGGUCCAUCAGGAAAGAAUGAAGAAAAAGCCCAGGUUCUAACAGAGAAGAUUGAAGACCUGGUUGUACAGAUUGAGGAGCUGGGUUCAGAGGGUCGUGUGGAGGAGGCUCAGGGAAUGAUGAAGUUGGUGGAGCAGCUGAAGGAGGAGAGGGAGCUGCUCAGCUCCACCCCUUCGACCAUUGAAAGCUUUGCAGCUCAGGAGAAACAGAUGGAGGUGUGUGAGGUGUGUGGAGCCUUCCUCAUUGUGGGUGAUGCACAGUCCCGAGUAGAUGACCAUUUGAUGGGCAAGCAGCACAUGGGCUAUGCUAAGAUCAAAUCCACUGUAGAGGAACUUAAGGAAAAACUGCGUCGCCGUUCUGAGGACCCUCAAGGUGAAAACCCAGCCCUCAAACGGGACAGAGAAGACCGCGAGCGCGAGAGGGAGGAACGGGAGAAAAAGCGCAAAGAAGAAGAGGAGAAGGAGAAGGAGCGAGAGAAGGAGAGGGAACGAGAGAGGGAGAGAGAGCGCGAGAGGGAGAGAGACAGAGAGCGGGAACGAGAGAGAGACCGCGAGAAGGAGAGAAGAGCGCGUAGAAGCCACUCCAACAGCCGCCACUCCAGCCGAGCGUCAGACAGGAAACGGAGCAGGUCCCGUGACCGCCGGAGGUCCAGAAGCAGAGACAAGGACAGGGACCGGGACCGCAGGCGCAGCAGGAGCCGGGACAGAGAAAGGAGGCGCAGCCGUGAGCGUUCGGACAGGAAACGGCGCUCACGCAGUCGUGACAGGAGGCGGUCGCGCAGCUCAGAACGCAAGUCUCAUCGUCACCGUAGCCACAGCAGGGACAGAGACAGAGGAAAGGACAAAGAGAAAGAGCGGUCAUCAAAAGACAAAGACCGUAAGGCGACAGAGGAGAAGAGCAGCUCUAAGAAAGACAAGCACGGUGACAGCGAUGCAGCUGCCGUCAAGGCUUCAUCAGAGGUGGAACCGAUGCAGACUGAGGCGCCUGCCUCCUCCCCUCUGCUUAAUGGCCAGCAAGAGCUCCUCCAUUCUGAAGGUGACACUCAGUCCAAUUAAAACUGAUCUGAUAGGACCUCAGAUCAGGCUCAGGUAAGUGCGUCCUCCUCUUCACUCCCCCUCUGGCUCUUAACCCACCCUUUCACACCCCUCCAACCCUCCCGCCUCCCUGUACCCUUCCUCUCGCCUUUUCCCAAUCUGUUUAUGUUCAGUUCAAUGCCUAUGAUUUUGUCUUUUGUACUAUAUGCAAAUAUCUUUAUCCUGUUUUUGAUUAGUGCAUCGUAAGUAUGCACUGAAGAUGAAGGACUAGGCCCGAUGAAUGAGAAGAAGGUAGAAAGCAUUCACAGAAAGCCAAGAGGGAAAGGCCAGUGUAGCCCUGAGCAAACAUGCCCGGAGGUACCCCUCGUUUUGUAUCGGUUUCUGAUCCUUAUAGUUGUAUAUUUCACUCUGUGGACAACAUGGCAAAAGAAAAAAAGAAAGAAAAAACACGUUGACUAAACAAAUCAAAUUACCUGCCUGUAUUUAUCUGUUUUUAUUUUAUUUUUUAUUUUCUAGCUUUGAAACCGGAAAAUGUAAUAAUUGUUAUUUGUUGACAUCACAUUCUAUGUAGGGAGGAAAUUUAGUCACUGUGUGUAUACAUGUGUACAUAUAUCAUGGGAAUGUCCCCUUCUUAGGUGUAAACACACGUACAUUUAGCCUUCGUAUAAAAGUGUAUGUGACAAACAAGCCAUUUAUUUAGCCGUAAUCAUAACUCAAAUGCCAUGGAUAUAUAUAUUUUUUUGUCCAGCUUACUGUGCCUGAUAAUGCCAUGCACUGUGUGUUUGGGGGGGGUGUUAUAGACCUGGGGGCCUAAUGUCACUGACUAACUGGAGGGUAGGGUUUAUCGGAUGAAUUGCAGCUGACUUCCAUACCUCACACAGCGUUGGUGUUGUGAGCGAGACCACAUGAGAAAAAGGGCAAAUUAAAAAUCAUGGAUACUGACUGUCAAACUGUGCAGGUACUCACCCCAGGUACUCCUUUCUCUACCCACAUCCAUUUCUGAAUGCUGUUGCCUGUCAGAAAAAAAACAAACUACUGUACAGCUGUAGAUCAUGAAUUGAAAGUUGGAUUGUGUGUACAUUUUGAAUUGUGUUUUCUCUGCUUCUGUAUUUGGUAAUAUGUUGCGGGAAGGGGAGUCACUACUUUGAAUUAUCAGAGACACUGUCAGCCUACUUGAUAUACCUGUGCCAACAGCUGAAAUGUCCCUGACAUUUCUUAGUGUACGUCAAAUGACAGUGUUCAAGCUUCAGCUACAUACAUAUAUAAAUUGUUUUUGGUUAAAGAGGGAAACCAAUUAUGUUACAAAGCAAUCAAUUAGACUUUUCACUUUGGCAAAGGGAAUAUCAAUUAGUUUUAUCACCAGCUGUAGCGUGAACAUAAAUGGUAAUAGACCACAUGGGUUGAUGACUUCUGAAUAAUUGAAUGAAAGUGCUCAUGAAAGUAAAAGGAUACCUUGACCAUUUACACUUAAGGCUUCAAAAGCCCACGUUGCUAGUUAAUUAGCAGUAUGUUGCAUUAUUGGCAGUGUCUCUUUAUAAUUUGCACUUUCCUCUGUGAAUGAAUUGAGGGAUUUGUUUGGCUAGAACAGAUUAUUGUUGCUCAUGUAGCAGCAGAUGUUGCUACAAGCACUUGUUGUGGGACCUUUGCUAACACUGGAUUUUGUGGCCGUUUUUGCUCAACAGGGGAAGCUGGGAUAUCUAGUGGAGGAAGAAGUGGAAGACCACACCCAUCCUUACCCUGAACCUGACACUUCGCUGCUUAAAAACAAGGUGAACCACAAAUGUGUAGUGGCUUAUUUAAGAAAUGAACAUAAAGUACACAUGUAAAUGAGGAAAGAGGAACAUGUUUUUUUCUUGUUUCAUUACCUGUCAAUCCUUUGUGGCUGGAUGAGGAUAGUUGUGGUUCAUCUAAAAUUCAUCUGAUUUAUUGGUUUAGAUGGCAGCCAGACAUCACUUAUUUACCAGAUGUAGAAGUUCUUUCUGGGAUUUUGGUUUGUUUUCUUUUUUUUGGAUAAUCUUUCCACAUCCUCAGUGUUUCUUGGCAUUUAGUGAAAGUGAAAUAAAAACAGUGCUUGUGGUUUGUAUUGGUUUGUCAGGUUCUUAUUCUCUUCCUGACCUCCUUUUUUAAAGUCAGUGGAAAGCGUAUGUACAAUGUAAGACCCUUGACAGGGAGUGUCUCUUUUCUCCUCCACUUAGAGCUCACAUUGAUUGCUCUUGUUCCAUAACUGUAAAAUAUUCUGAAUUAAAUUUCAUCAAAAGCUUUUCAAGACUUGUUUAAUUUCGCCUUGCUUUUAAUGUCCAAUUUGUCAUGUUGAAUAAAAAAAGAAUAAAAUAAA
Messenger RNA from Melanotaenia boesemani (Boeseman's rainbowfish), 3848 nucleotides. RefSeq names its product LUC7-like 3 pre-mRNA splicing factor (gene luc7l3). The transcript has 10 exons. NCBI's taxonomy places the organism in Eukaryota, Metazoa, Chordata, Actinopteri, Atheriniformes, Melanotaeniidae. The coding region runs from base 125 to 1534 and encodes 469 amino acids. Gene Ontology annotation, cellular component: U1 snRNP; U2-type prespliceosome. The record is from RefSeq and is a predicted model, not a curated record. Gene Ontology annotation, molecular function: mRNA binding. Gene Ontology annotation, biological process: mRNA splice site recognition.